Messenger RNA from Folsomia candida, 948 nucleotides. RefSeq names its product chitinase 5. Lineage: Eukaryota; Metazoa; Arthropoda; Collembola; Entomobryomorpha; Isotomidae. Gene Ontology annotation, biological process: cell wall macromolecule catabolic process; chitin catabolic process. The transcript has 3 exons. Gene Ontology annotation, molecular function: chitinase activity. The record is from RefSeq and is a predicted model, not a curated record. The coding region runs from base 54 to 872 and encodes 272 amino acids.
CCGCAGAUAUCUUCAUUCAGUCAGAUUUACUUAAAAAACAUAAUCUUAUCGAGAUGUUUGCACAAGUCCUUCUCCUUUUAGGCCUGUCGGCAUCCUCCGUUCUGGGGGAUUGUUGGCAAACAGGGUGUCAACUUGACAGUUGGGCGGUAAAGGGGUGCGACCAAUAUGACCGUGACACGGCUGGAACUGAAUGGUGCCAAGGGGGUAAAAAGUACACGUGCUGCACCCGUGGAGGUGGUGGAGGUACCACGCCACCCCCAGAUAACGGUGGCGGAAAUAUGCCAACCUGGCCUCAAUUCAGUGCCGGUGUGACCAACAACGGCUACCCGGCCCCAUCUCAAGAUCAGUACAAUAAUUUCGUCAAGCACGCCGCUCGCUGGGGUCGGGUCACCUCGAAGCAAGAAUCAGCCAUGGCUUUGGCCCAAUUUCUACACGAGUCGGACGGUCUCCGCGCCAAGAGGGAGUACGCUUGUGCGCAGACGCAGUGUCCAAACAGCUACAGACAACCGUCUUGCGAUGCGCCCGGGCAGUAUUAUUAUGGUCGCGGGUAUAUUCAGCUGAGUUGGUGCGAAUGGAAUUACCGACCCGCGUCACGAGACAUUUUCGGGGAUGACCGACUCGUCAGCGACCCUGAUCAGGUUGCGCGGGAUGAGUCGACGGCAUGGGCUACGGCUUGGUGGUUCUGGGGGAAAAAUGUGCACGAUAAGGGAGGCGUUCAACAAGGUCAAUUCGGAUCUACGACGAGAGCGAUUAACGGUCCGUUGGAGUGUGACGGAGCCAACCCGGGUCUUGCCCAGAAGAGAUUCCAGAUUUAUGGGAAGGUGCGACAAGGCUUUGGUCUGGCUGGGGCCGGAGAUCCUUCUGGAUGUUAAGUAGAUUGUUAAGAUUGUGGAAUUUUUUUCUGAUGAAGAUAAGCAAAUAAAAACACAUUUAAAGAACGGCAUAAAA